This is a messenger RNA of Heterotrigona itama, 1111 nucleotides long. The record is from the annotation of a GenBank genome assembly. Lineage: Eukaryota; Metazoa; Arthropoda; Insecta; Hymenoptera; Apidae.
CAACGGUAAAUAUCUUUUCAAUUUCCACAUGGACAUCGGGCUUUUAUUUACGACUGAUAAUUUGACAGUCGUUUCAAAAUUUAUGAAAACUUCUUGAAAUAUGGAAGAGAAGUCUUGCAAAGAGCAAUUAACAGAAAAUACAGAUUUCUGAAUCUAUUGCUCUGGUUGGAGAGAAAGAAUCUAUAAAAAGUUUGGAACGUGAAUAUUCUGAGGAUGAAAUAUACCUUUCAAAAGCAAAAGCAUUAGGUCAAAAAUACUCAUAUAUUAGGAGAACUAGACCAGAUGGAAAUUGCUUUUUUAGAGCCUUUAGUUAUGCAUAUCUUGAAAAGUUAAUUGGAAAUAAAGAAGAGUAUGAAAAAUUUCGAGAACUUGCAUUAAAGAGUAAAGAUAGUUUGGUAGCAUUAGGUUUUCCUCAGUUUACAGUUGAAGAUUUUCAUGAUACAUUUAUGGAUGUAAUUGAUAAAGUAGGAGAAGAUACAGAGUCAAGCUAUGUUGAAUUACAUAAACUUUUCAAUGAACAAGGAUGUUCUGAUUAUGUUGUUGUAUAUCUUAGAUUAAUUACUUCUGGUCAAUUACGGCGUGAAGCUGAUUUUUAUCAGCAUUUUAUUGAAGGAGAACGUACUGUUUCAGAAUUCUGCCGUCAAGAGGUAGAACCAAUGUACAAAGAAUCUGAUCACAUUCACAUUAUAGCUAUGAGUACUGCUUUAGGAACUGGAAUACGCGUUCGUUAUAUGGAUAGAGGCGCUGGGACUGAAGUAACUGCACAUGAUUUUCCUGAAGGUGCUAUCCCAGCUGUUCAUUUACUGUAUCGUCCUGGUCAUUAUGAUAUUCUAUAUCCCUGAUAAAUCAUGUAUUAAACUGGCAUACAACUUUUUAAAAAAUUACAUGACAAAGAUUAAUUAUUUAGCAAAUUAUAUCUUGUGUACGUAAUCAAAACUCAUAAAAUUCUUGUUUGGUUAAAUGUAACAUUACAAUUGUAAGUAAUUAAUUUAAGUCUUAUAGAAUAUUCAAUAAAAUUAUGAAAUUUUAUGUAAAAUAACUGUGUUUUUUUAAGAAUUGUUCAUUAAAUUUAAUCAUAACAACAAAUUUAACAUAAUUUUUUCAACAUUAU